Molecule: messenger RNA, 5001 nt
Organism: Salmo salar (Atlantic salmon)
Lineage: Eukaryota; Metazoa; Chordata; Actinopteri; Salmoniformes; Salmonidae
Gene: ark2n
Product: arkadia (rnf111) N-terminal like PKA signaling regulator 2n
Source: RefSeq, a predicted model, not a curated record
GUUUCCGAUUUGGAAUUCGGAGUGACCGUUAAACGAUUUUCCCCAGUCGGAGUUAGUUUUUUUCCCCCUAUUCCCAGUUGUCCUAAACGCGGCAUACCUCUCCCAAGACUCACGGAGGCGCUAAUUAUUUUUCUAUGUCACUCACGCAUGGAAGUGACGCACACAUUUGUAUGUGAACAACGGCUGAUGGGGACAUUUUGAAAUAAGUAGCUAACUGGUAUUCGUUAGUGGACCAAGGUUCACUUUACAAGCCAAAUUUACUUUAUUAGUUGUAUGUCUCGCAUGCGUGAUACGUUCAAAUUAAUGAAGAUGUCACAGAAGUCGGACACUGAAGAAACAAGCGUAUAACGUAAUACACAAGUGAGUUCCUGUCCUGGCCCACCUGUUUUAAAACAGUCAGACCACGGGGCCCUACGCUCAACUAGCAUGAAGAUGGCAGACACUGAGAAGACAGAGGAGUUUGUGGAUGCUGAGAUCUUCCCAGAGUGCCCUGUGCAGGGGGGGUCAGCUGCUGCUGUCAGGGGGGAGCAGGAGGAGCCCCUUAAAACAGAGACCACCAGCUCUCCUCCAGGAGAAAAGGAGGGGGACAGCCCCCUGCAGACUGAGGGUGAGCCCAGCCUUCUCUCCAUGCCCUGCCUCAUGAUGGAGCUGAGAAGGAACUCCCCUGAGUCUCCGCACGCCUCCACCUGCAGCGACAAGCCCACCUCGGGCCGUGCCUACGAGAGCGACUCCUCCAACCCCUGCAUGCUCUCGCCCUCCUCCAGCGGCCACCUGGCCGACUCAGACACACUCUCCUCUGGUGAGGAGAGAUCCGCCUCACGUGCGACAGUGGAGGGGGGCUCCACAGAGCCCGGGGCCGACACCAGGCUUGCAGCAGGGGGUCAAACAUCUGCAUCAAGUGGGCGAAAGUCCCGUCGUUCACGUUCUGAAAGCGAGAUGUCCACCAACACAAUGGCAGCCAAGAAAAACCGCUGCCAGCCCGCUGUGGUGGGAGGAGCAGGCGUCGAGAAGCAGACCAACGGCCGGCUGGCUAAAGUCAAAGGUCACCGGAGCCAAAAGCACAAGGAGCGUAUUCGGCUGCUUAGGCAGAAGCGUGAGGCGGCGGCAAGGAAGAAAUACAACCUGCUGCAGGACAGUAGUACGAGCGACAGCGACCUCACCUGUGACUCCAGCACCAGCUCCUCUGAAGACGACGACGAGACAUCAGGCGGCAAGACAAUCACCACAGACAUCCCAGCUGCGGAGGGAUCCGGAGUGAGCGCUCAGAUGCAGGGCCUGCUGGACGGCGGCGGCUCGUGGGACAGGAACAGCAUUGGCAGCGUGCUGGAGGAGGCCAUGACUCGCUUCGCUGUGAUGCAGCGGCAGACAGAAGAGCGCUUCCGCGUCUGGAUGGAGAAGCUGACGCGCCUCGACUCGGACGACAGCGUCGACUCAUCCAUCCACUCGAGCGACGCCCCCGGGCGGCACCAUCGGCACCGCCACAGGGCGCCGCGCCCGUCCAGCUCCUUCCUGCCCUCCUCUGAGUCGCAGGAGACAAUGGCGGCGUACAUGUUGGCCCGGGAGAACGCCAACGUCACCAUGAGCAGCAUGGCCCCCGACCCCCUCAACAACAACACCCUGCCUGAUGUAGUGCCUGUGGCUACCCAAAAUGGAAAUCUGGAUGUUCCAGACCCCAGCCUCUUGAACGUAUAGAUUCACUUGUUGGACUUGUGGAGUGGUUUAGUGCUGUAUUUUCCAAAUGGAUAAAGUUCCAGUACCAUCACACAUAUGGUGAUGAUGGCAAAUGUGCUUAUCUGAUUUCUACUUUCUUUGGGGGGGGUUUAAAUCACCCACCCUCCAAUUCUACUGGAAGUCCCUAAUAUGUGUGUUAUUACAUAAUUAACAUGAUAAGCAUGGCCUUGACUGUGACACUCAAGUCCUCCAUGAGCUUUGUGGCUCAUGGCAGCUGUGGGUGCUGAAUCACUGUGAGAUCUAAGUCUUUUGAAUGCGUUUUUUAAAAAUCUAAUUGGUUCCUGGAGCCAAUUUACUAUAACUGCAACUUAUAGAAAAAAAUGCAUCAUGGACAAUGCAUAUUUUAUCGACCGACUGUCAAGUCAGGGCUCUCAUUGUAUUGCUUUCAGUAUGCCUAUUCCAAGAGUAUACAUGUUUACCAGCUAACAUACUGUGUCAGUUCAUACAAUACCGUUCGUUACAGAACCCCAGACAGUCACUUGUGCAGGGGGCUGCUUCAUGGCAUGUGCCUUGUCAUACGGAAUGCUGGGAAUAAGAACGUUGUCAUAGUGCCAUUUUACUUAAAGCCACAUCCUCUGGGCACUGGGUUAGUAAUUGAUUUAAAUACUUAAUAUUUUCACAGCCUUUUAUUUUAGUGGCAUAGCUUUACAAACAUUAAACAUUCUAGGGAGCAUUACAUUCUUAACGCAAUAUAUUCAGCCCCAUAUGAUUCUUUGAAAUUGGAUGUCCAAAUCAGAACAUUUGUUAAACUUUUACAUGUAGGUAGAGAAGUAUAAUUUUUUUAUUUGACCUAAACUUCUGUUGUGGUAGCACUGAGACUGUGAAAGAUUAGGCCUAAUACUAUGAUGGCAGUGGAGAGAGACUUUUUUUUUUUUGUGUGUGUGGAUAUCGUGGUUGUGGGAUCUUUUGUGCUGAAUAGGAGCUAACACAUCAAGAGCCUCAUGUCUGUCCAUAUCCGUAAAAUGGUUUGUCUGCCAAUCUGGCCUGUGCUUAAAGCAAAUUUGGCCUUUUUGAAAACAUUUUUUUUGAAUAGUAGUUGUGUUGAUAUGACUUUUAUCAAACUGAAACCAGGUUUCACACUAUCAAUAUACAGUUAGGGCUCCAGAGAAAUAUAGCGCAUGUUAAUGAUUACUGGUUUCUACAUAGGCCUGCAUAACAUACAGGUGACAAUGUAGCCUUUUCUAGUUCAGAUCCUGUGAUUGCUUGAGUCUGAAUAACCUUCUCCAGCUACUUAUAAAAUCAAGAAUAACUUCUUCAAACACUACCUACACAUCCAGGACAUAGCUAAAGGAACAUAGCUGGAAGCAUAUUCAAUAGGGCAGUGGUCUUUUGGAGCAUUGUAAUUUGCACAUGAAAAUGUACUGCAUAUACAAUAUAGCUACACAGUUCUCAAUUCCACACUGUUUAAUCUGCUUAAAGUUUUACUGUUUGCAUGUGAACUUCCCUUCAUGUGUAUGUGCAAAUGUCAAAGAAUAAUUUAUUAGCCUGUGUGUGCAAGGUUAACCUUUGCUCGUAUGCUCAUGAAUUGUAGUGAGUGACAACUUCCUUUUGGUUUUAUGUUAACAGGACUUGGUCCAGCUCUCGUCUCCUGCCUUCAAAUUCAUGACGCACAGUUCAUCUGACAUAUUUAGUUUGCCGCCUUGUCCUGUUUGGAUCCCAGUACUGUAAAUGGUCUUCCAUUUGUUUACCACAGUAUUGUAUCAUGUCAGCAGCUCACUGAAAAGAGCCUGAUUUUUACAAGUGCAUCAAAUGGUCAUUUUCCAUUGGGGACCGGUAUUAAAAUCAAAUUGUAUUUGUCACAUGCGCCGAGUACAACAGGUGUAGUAGCCCUUAUAGUGAAAUGUUUACUUACAAGCUCUUUUCCAAUGAUGCAGAGUUUAAAUGAAGCUAUACAACACACAAGAUUGUUUACCAAAGAGAGAAUCUUGGUUUACAGUGAGCUCCAAAAGUAUUGGGACAGUGACACUUUUUCUUUUGGUGGUGGGGCUCUGUACUCCAGCACUGGAUUUACAAUGACUGAGGGGAAACUGCAGACUGUCAGCUUUCAUUUGUGUAUUUUCAUCCACAUUGGGUCAACUGUUUAGAAAUUACAGCACUUUUUGUCAUUAAUUGUAGACAUGUUUAGAAACUAUUCUUAUUUCCAAUAAAAGUGACUCCAGAAUAACACAAUACAUUAUUUACUAUUUUCUAUUGGGCACAAAAUAAUUUGUAACCCAAACAAUCAGCAAAUGCAUCCAAGUUUGUGUUGUCACAAGCUUAAUGUAAUUGUGUGCUCGGAAUGUGACCAAAUACUAAACCUUUGACUACUUUAUAUAAGUGAAUUGUCCAAAUACAUUUGGUCCCCUAAAAUUGGGUGACUAUGUACAAAAAGGUGAUGUGAUUCUGUAAACGGUUCACCCGAUACAGAUGAAAAUGCCCUCAAACUAAAGCUGGACAGUCUGUACUUUAACCUGCAUAGGCAUCAUUUCAAAUCCAAAGUGCUGGAGUACAGAAGCAAAAACAUGUCACUGUCCCCAAUACUUUGAAGCUCCUUUUAUCUUCACUGGUUAUGAGGACCAGGAGUUGUUCCUAAUCCUGACCAGCCUGGAAAAGGUUAGCAGUGUGGUUAAAGUUGGUUAAGGUUAGGUUUAAAAUCAGAUUUUUAAGAAGAUACAUUUUAGAAAUGGGUGUUUAGUCAGUAUGACUUUGUGGCUGUAUUAGACUUGAGUGCCUGGCAUCCACUGUAACACUGGUGCCCAUUUUGCUCUUGACUUGACUCCCAUACUGCACUGUCUGUGCUCUCAAAGUAUGCUGUCUAGAUCAGAGUUUCCCAAACCUGGUCCUGGGCCUCCCUCUUGUUGCAGGUUUUUGCCCUAGCACUACACAGGAAGGUGCCCAGGACCGAGGUUGCGAAACCCUGGUCUAGAUGACCCUCGGGCAUGUGGCUUAGGCUAUGUGUAACUGACUUCUCUUACAGGGUAGAACAGAGCAGACACUCGACCGACGCAUGUCCCCCAAUACUCUACCAGGGUUUUUCUACAACAUAACUAAGUUAACCCUUUGUUACAUUUUAUCUUAUUUUUUUGGAGCGUUUUUUUUGUUUUUGAUAACUGGUCAAACUGCUGCUUAAUUGUUUACUUGCUUUAUUGCAUACACAUGAUAAUUAAACGUUUUGAACUGUAUAAAGAACAUUUCGGAUUUUUAGUUGUUUGUAAUGAUUGCAUCCGUUGGUAUUUUUUUUUUGUGAAUGGCUGUUAUUUGAAAAGCAUUAAAAAGGAUACCCAAAAUAAA